This is a messenger RNA of Penicillium odoratum, 1152 nucleotides long. Its product is annotated as amidohydrolase family protein. Gene Ontology annotation, cellular component: cytosol; cytoplasm. NCBI's taxonomy places the organism in Eukaryota, Fungi, Ascomycota, Eurotiomycetes, Eurotiales, Aspergillaceae. Bases 1 to 1152 code for a protein of 383 amino acids. The record is from RefSeq and is a predicted model, not a curated record. The transcript is spliced from 2 exons. Gene Ontology annotation, molecular function: hydrolase activity; carboxy-lyase activity. Gene Ontology annotation, biological process: secondary metabolic process.
AUGACCAACCGACUAGUCGUCGAUAUCCACACUCAUGUCUACCCACCAUCAUACAUGGCGAUGCUCCGCGCUCGCAAAACAGUCCCCUACGUCCACGACCCUGCCGACGGUGAGCCCCGUCUAAUCAUCCUAUCAUCAGACGACGACCCAGCAACACCCCCAGACCACCGAGGCCGUCCCGUUGACACCUCCUACUCAGACAUAAAUGUCAAGCUCGCCUUCAUGGAAAAACACGGCAUCCACUGCAGCGUAAUCUCCCUCGCGAAUCCAUGGCUAGACUUCGUCCCUAGCACAGAGGCACAGGAAUGGGCAGAGCGAAUCAACAACGAUCUAAACUCCACCUGUGAAGAGGUAAACCGAGCGUCCGAUCCUAAUGGAACCAAAAAAGCGACUGAAAAAAAGACUCUCUUCGCCUUUGGUGCUUUGCCCUUGAGUGCGCCGUCCUCGGUUGUGAACGAGAUCAAAAGAUUAACCACCCUCCCUACCAUCCGUGGUGUUAUCAUGGGUACAUCGGGAUUAGGCAACGGUCUUGAUGAUCCCGCGCUUGAUCCCAUCUGGAAAGCGCUGGAAGAGACUCAGUUACUUCUAUUCUUGCACCCGCACUAUGGUCUCCCCGAUGAAGCGUUCGGGGGUCCGGAGGCGAUUGCCCGCUAUGGACACGUUCUACCGCUUGCACUGGGCUUCCCGGUUGAAACGACUAUUGCUGUGACGCGGAUGCUUCUCAGUGGGGUGUUUGAUCGGUUCCAGAAAUUGCAAGUACUGCUUGCUCAUUCGGGCGGGACGCUUCCGUUCCUUGCAGGUAGGAUUGAGAGCUGUAUUAUGCAUGAGCGGAAGUUUACUGCCAAUGGCGGGGACGAGCCAGGGCCGGAGCGGAGUAUUUGGGAUGUGUUGCAGACUAAUAUCUACCUUGAUGCGGUUAUCUAUGGAUCUGCAGGUCUACAUGCGGCUGCUGUGGCUGGGAGUCAUGAUCGGCUUAUGUUUGGUACUGACCAUCCAUUUUUCCCGCCUUUGAAGGAUCAAGAUGAGAAGUGGCCCAGUGUGACUACGAACUACCAGGCGAUUCGCAGUUGCUUUGGAGAUGAAAAGGCAGAUUCUAUUGGUAUGGUUCUAGGAAGUAACGCGAAUCGUGUUUUGAACUUGGGCCUUGUGUAG